Aspergillus nomiae NRRL 13137 is the source of this 1350-nucleotide messenger RNA. RefSeq names its product 1,3-beta-glucanosyltransferase gel2 (gene gel2). Gene Ontology annotation, biological process: fungal-type cell wall (1->3)-beta-D-glucan biosynthetic process. Bases 1 to 1350 code for a protein of 449 amino acids. Gene Ontology annotation, molecular function: 1,3-beta-glucanosyltransferase activity. The transcript is spliced from 3 exons. Lineage: Eukaryota; Fungi; Ascomycota; Eurotiomycetes; Eurotiales; Aspergillaceae. The record is from RefSeq and is a predicted model, not a curated record. Gene Ontology annotation, cellular component: cytoplasm; fungal-type cell wall.
AUGUACACUCGUCUUUUUGCUGCGCUUUGCGCUCUUGCGACCACUGCGAAUGCCGUCACCACCAUCGAGGUGAAGGGCAAGGACUUUGUCAACAGCAAGACCGGUGAUCGUUUCCAGAUCCUGGGUGUCGAUUACCAACCCGGCGGUUCUUCCGGCUUCAAGAAGGACAAGGACCCUCUCAGCGACAAGGACGCAUGCUUGCGUGAUGCCGCUCUCAUGCAGCGCUUGGGUGUGAACACCAUCCGUGUCUACAACUUGGCGCCCAGCCUCAACCAUGACGACUGUGCUUCCAUCUUCAACGCGGCCGGCAUCUACAUGAUCCUGGAUGUCAACUCCCCUCUGUACGGCAGCUACAUUGACCGUACCGCCCCCAAGAGCAGCUACAACGCCGUCUACUACGAACAGGUCUUCGGUGUGAUCGAGGCCUUCAAGAACUACCCCAACACCCUCGGUUUCUUCGCCGGUAACGAGGUGAUCAACGAGCAGAGUGUCAAGGAGGUUGCCGCUUACAUCCGUGCCGUCCAGCGUGACAUGAAGGACUAUAUCAAGAAGAACGUUGACCGCUCCAUCCCUGUGGGUUACUCCGCCGCUGAUAUCCGUCCCUGGUUGAUGGAUACUCUGAACUACUUCAUGUGCGAGGACUCGGACUCGCCCAGCUCCCAGUCUGACUUCUUCGGUCUCAACUCCUACUCGUGGUGCGGUGACUCGUCCUACACCAAGUCCGGUUACGACUACGGCUGCAACGAAGUGACUCCUCGUGUCUUCACCGAGGUGCAGGCCAUCUACGGCGAGGAGAUGACCCAGGCCUUCUCCGGUGGUCUGGUCUACGAGUACACCCAGGAGGCCAACAACUACGGUCUCGUCAAGCUCAACGACAGCGACACUGCCACUUUGCUCGUCGACUUUGAGAAUCUGCAGAAGCAGUAUGCUAAGCUCGACAUGAAGCGUAUCCAGGCCUCCAACUCGACCCAGACUUCCUUCAAGGCCCCCAAGUGCAGCUCUGACCUGAUCAAGAACGGUACCUUCCUGAGCAAGUUCGACCUGCCUUCCCGUCCCUCCAAGGUCCAGGACAUGAUCGACAACGGUCUGUCCAAGGCCAACACCGGCAAGUUAGUUGAAGUCUCCACGACCUCCAUCCCUCAGAAGAUCUACGACCAUGCUGGCAAGGAGGUCACCGGCAUCCAGCUGAAGGCCCUUUCCAGCGGCGAGUCCAACACCCCAAGCACCUCCGGAAGCUCCAGCUCUGACAGCGACUCCAACAACACCAAGGAAAGCGCAGCGGGCAAGAUGACCGCUUCCUUCAUGGGUCUGGUGGUCGGUGCCGUUGUGGCCGCGGUCUCCGUGCUGUAA